This is a messenger RNA of Penicillium canariense, 4911 nucleotides long. RefSeq names its product BTB domain and ankyrin repeat protein. Gene Ontology annotation, molecular function: protein binding. NCBI's taxonomy places the organism in Eukaryota, Fungi, Ascomycota, Eurotiomycetes, Eurotiales, Aspergillaceae. Bases 1 to 4911 code for a protein of 1636 amino acids. The record is from RefSeq and is a predicted model, not a curated record. The transcript has a single exon.
AUGAGUAGCAAGCUUUGGGAAUUUUUCAUUCACGAUGAUGUGGAGAGCUUCCAGCGGUACCUGGCGAACGCCACGUUUGCGGGACUGCGAGCUUCAGGAGCAUCCGGAGCAGCGGCCGCUGCCACGACGGCGAAUUUGUCGACCAAGACUGGAAGUCCCGGGUCAAUGAUCGCCUCAUCCCCCAAUCCUAUGAAACAGAGAAAAGCCUCGGCCGCAUCACCAGGGACCUCCGCACCGGAUCGCCUGACCUUCGCGCGGGGCAGUGCGACCUUGUCGCGCGCUGAUGUAAAUGCUCGCGAUCACUUCGGCAGGACCCUGCUUCACCAUAUUGCCUCUUCGCCGAAACCGACGGCCUCUAGCUUUGCGCGCGCGCUGCUUGAAAUCCCGUUUCUAGAUAUUUAUGCCCAGGACUGGGAGAGUGGGUGGACGGCAUUGCACCGAGCACUGUACGCUGGAAAUGCCACCAUUGCUCGGGCCCUGAUGGGACGGGACACGCGGGAUAUGUCGGAUUUCAGCAAACUGGGGCACACAAGUCAGAUUGGAAGUCUGAUCAAGAUUAAAGACCGCGAGGGCUACAGUCCGUUCGAUGUCUAUGGAUCCACCAUUACAUCCCGCGAUAUCAAGCAGAUGAUCUCGUCGGUAAGAUGGCCUGGAUCCACAGUCCUCGAUUUGGAGGGCAGCGAUACUGCCUCGAAUUUCGGAUCGAAUAAUGGAGAAGAUGGUGAGGAUAGCGUAUACCCUGCACGAGGUGUUUUGAAACCGCGAACAGAUUUUUCUGCGGAUGAGGUCUUUACUCUCGGCAGCAAUAAGAAUCUAAAUCUGGGACUCGGAGACCAAGAUGAUCGACAGUUCCCGGAGCGGAUUGUGCUGAAGCGCCCCAAUCAUCUUCUCGACCGAUUCUAUCGUGAAUAUGAGCAGCACAUGGAGAAGUUGGGUCUGGGGGACCUCAUCGACCACAGCAACUCCAAUGAACUGCCCACUCUCAUCACGAACAAGCCAAUCAAGUUCCAAAAUGUGGUCAUGUCGAAAUUGCACACCGCCAUAAUCACGGAUGAUCCUGAGGCUAAUCUGUUUAUGUGCGGAUUCGGACCCGGUGGCCGUCUUGGAACUGGUGAUGAAUCUACGCGGUUCAGCUUUGUCUGUAUCGAGACAGGCGGGUUGGCAGGCAGGAAGGUCGUGUCUGUUGCCCUUGGCCAAGAUCACAGUCUGGCGAUCACUGAAUUUGGGGAAAUCUUCAGCUGGGGAAGCAAUAAAUAUGGCCAGCUUGGAUACAGUCUGCCCAGAACAAGCAACAAGAACGAUGUGCCUAUACAAUCAACUCCGCGACAAAUCUUCAAUCCCUUCAAGAAAGAAACAAUCAUUGGAGCCGCAACUUCUUCCAUCCACUCGGUUGUUUUCAGCAACUCGGGUCUCUAUACAUUUGGCAAGAACGAGGGCCAAUUAGGGUUGGUUGACUCAGACGCCCGGUCACUUGAAGUGCAGACCACACCGCGACGAGUCGGUGCUUCUCUAUUCAAGUGCCCUAUUCAGAUGGUAUCUGCCAUUGACCGUGCCACAGCUGUACUCCUGCAGAACCAUGAGGUCUGGGUCUUCUCACAGUAUGGCUAUUCAAAACUUUCGUUCCCGCUGGAGGCCAGUUCGAGGUUUAUACGGGAUAGUUUCAUGGCGACAAGAUACGACACAUCAGUGAAUCAUGUCGUGAAGCUUGCGUGUGGCGGAAACACAAUUUGUGCAUUGUCUAGUUCCGGGGAUGUCUUCACAGUUCAUGUCAACAAGUGUGAAGAUCCAUCGGCUCAGACAUCUACAACAAACCCUGCCAAGAUCCGCAACUCACUAGCCGCUCCUGAGAGAGCGUGGUCUGUCAAAAAGUCACAUAUGGCUGCCCGCGAUGUUGACGUCGGUCAAGACGGAUCGAUCAUCAUUUGCACUACCUCUGGAUCGGCCUGGAGAAAGGAGAAGCGAACGAAGAAUAAGGAAGGUGGCUCCAAGGACUACAAGUUCGCUCGAAUUCCGGGUUUGUCCAGGGCAGUGGCCGUACGCAGUAACGCAUUCGGAGCAUAUGCGGUGGCCCAGCGCGACUGUGACGUGACCAAAGAACAGAUUCAAAUUGAUCGAAGUACUCUUUGGGAUGAUCUCCUGGCCCUCUCCCCAUUCAUGACCCCUGGGCUUGAGGAUGUGGAGGCAGUCUUGGAGGGGGAUAUUACAGAUGAAGUAAUGCCGCUCUCUUCUGCAACUGCCAUCAAAAAAUCCAUGCUGCUCUCCUCGGACAUCGAGAGUCAAUAUCUGUCUGCUUGCUCCAAAGGAACGGUUUGGGUUACUAGCUCCCUCUGCGAUGCACGCAUUCCAGUCCACGAGUUCCUUCUAGCUGGUCGAAGUUCGAUUCUUCGGAAGGCGCUGCAAGAGUUCCGGGAGUCGUACUACGCUUCCGUGCCCAAUGUCCUUGAUAUUGAGUAUGGCAAAGAUGGAAUCACUCAAAUUCGACUCCUCGGUGUUGAUUUCCUGACGGUGAUGAAUGUGGUCUUCUUCUUGUACACUGAUGGUAUUCUCGACGUCUGGCAUCAGGCCAGGAGCUCUGCUCAAAAUGCGGCCCGGUACCGCCAAGUGCGCCUCGAGAUCAUGAAGGUCGCUACACAUCUUGGUCUGCCUACGCUGGAACGUGCCGCGAGACUAAUGGUUGAGCCCCAAAAGAGUCUGAAGACCGACAUGGCACAUGCGAUCAAUUGUCCUUCAUUUUUUGAUGAUGCCGACGUCGUUGUCGAAUUGAACGGUGACGCUGUCAAAGUACACAGCCAAGUGGUGUGUCAACGAUGCCCCUUCUUUGAUGCUUUGUUCUAUGGCCGCUCUGGUGGCGGCUGGGUCGCGUCGCGUCGAGCGAACCCUUCAGACAGAGUGCAUGUCGACCUCAAGCACAUAGAUCGGUCGACAUUCGACAUUGUCCUGCAGUAUUUGUAUACUGAUACUGAAGAGCAACUAUUCGACCAAGUUCGGACCCAGACCCUCGAUGAUCUUAUCGACUUGCUUCUGGAUGUCAUGUACGUGGCCAACGAGUUGAUGAUCGACAGAUUGUCGCAGAUCUGUCAAAAGAUGCUGGGCCAAUUUGUCCACACUCGCAACAUUUCCUAUCUUCUCAACUCGGCCGCUCCUAUCUAUGUCUCUGAGUUCAAAGAGGCUUCCCUGGAGUACAUCUGUCUAAACCUCGAAGCCAUGCUUGCCAACCGGUACCUUGAAGAUCUAGACGAGAACCUUCUGAGAAUGCUUGACAUGGUCUGCCACGAGAACCAACUAGCUUGUUUCCCGAUCUCGCGUGGGCGCAACUCAGAAGACUACGUGUUUGAGAAAUACCCUGAGAUCGUUAGCUUGAUUGAGAUGGACAAGCAGCGACGCAUUGAUGCAAUGGCACUGCAAUCUCGUCUCAGUGAAGUCGAAUCAUAUGACUUCCGACCACGACCACCUGGAAAUGACAGAAUCAACGCAUUGCCAUCAGUGCGCAAGGCCAAGGGCAGCUUCUCAAGGGAUACUGCAAGCUCUGUCAGUAGUCCACUGCUGAAACCGAGACAAUCCACUGCCGACCUCAUGUUCCAGAUGGACGAAGAGGCUACUCUUAUACCCGGUGAUUCUAUCAAGGGUAAAACCGUGAUGCGUGGGGCUGCCAAUGAAAAUCGGUCUUAUCCCGACUCUCCCGCUCUGGGGGCAAGUAAUCCAGAAGCAGAGUCUCUUUGCGACCGAAGCUUCUUGGAUGAACAGAUGUCCUCUCCGCGGGAUGUUUUGCUUUCGCAGUCUCCAACUGAAAUACGAGCAAUCGCAAUGCACCGGAAGCGAGCUAUGGCUUCGCCCCUCGAUUCAGGACCUGUACCAUGGGGUUUCCCUGUCAUCUCAAAUAGCAAGAAAGACCUUAAAGAUAUCAUGGGCGAAACUUCACAGCCCCGUGUGUCCAAUCUCACCCUAGGAAUGGAGGACCGACGGGAAAGCAACGGCAACUUCAACGCCAAACUGUCCCAAAAGGAGCGGAAGAAGAUGCAGCAACAGCAGAUGCAGGAGAAACUCGCCGCACAGCACAAGGCGAAAGAUGGACCGAAGAAUCCCUGGCAGUUGCCACCGCCAACAAUCCCAACGACUCCUGGUAAAGACCCUCUGCCUGGCCAGAAUUGUCCCAGUACACCGCCCUCUGAGCCCUCCAAGGCUGCUCAAAGGCCCGCAAUGACUCUCCGGCAAACCGUUGCUGGAACGCCUCCUCCUCGAUCAAUGCCGAUGGCCACGCCGGUGCACUCCCAGAGCUGCAGCGUUUCGGACAAUAUACAACCCCCUUCCUUCUCCAAGCCUUCUUCCUCAGCCCUUUCAAGUACUCCCUCCGCUCAGACUGUUCCAAAGACAUCGCCACAACCUGCAAUUCAGUCUAUCCGUCAUAUCCCUCGUCCAGAUCCACAUAUGCGGUCUCCGUCCGGUGGCUCGCUCUCUCUCGCAACUAUCCUGCUACAACAACAAUCCGAGAAGGAUGAGAUCCGCGAGGCCGCAACUGCUAAGCACAAUCUGGAAGAGAUCCAAGCUGAGCAGGAGUUCCAGCAAUGGUGGGACCAGGAGAGCAAGCGUGUGCAGGGUCUUCUUGAUCCCGAGCCCAGUCCGCAGCGUGGCGGGAAAGGCGGGCGUGGUGGAAAACUGUCAACCGUAACUGGAAGCUCGCGCAAGCGGGGAGGCAACAAAAGUGCCAGCCCUGACGGUGCUGGCACGCAAGGCCAGAAGCAAACUGUCCCAGGACAAGCACCUACUACAUCAAAAAAGAAUGUGAAUGGAUCGGCCUCGGCUCAUGUUCAAGGCAAUCCUUCUGGGAACCACACUUCUGGUGCGGGAGCUGGGAAGAAUACCCGCCGUGGGGGACAUGGAAGCCAGCGUGGCAAGGGAAGAGACCGUUCAUAG